GUGAGGUUCGAUUGUGAUCGCAAAAUAAAUACAAAUCGCAGCGGAAAUGAUGAUGCAUCCGCUGGUCUCUGGACUCAUCAUUGCCAUGUGCCUCGGGUCCAGUCUUGGACAGCUGCCGGCCAACGCCUGCUCGCAGUUUUUCGGUUAUCAGAGCUACAAUGGACAAUACAUUGGAUUGGUCACAGUGCGCCACAACCCGCUGGUGAACAAUCACACGCUCUUCCUGGAGUUCUCGCAGCCUGGAUUCUAUAACUGGGAAUACGUGGGCAACGUUAUCCUAGUAACGGACGAAGAGACAAUCAAGAAUAAUCUGCGCCAGGGCUGGCCAAUCCAAUAUCGAGUGGACUUUCCCCUGCCCAGUCAGCCACCCAAGGUCACCAGCAUCAGAGUGGACGAUGUGGAGCUUUGUGGUGGCAAUCAAUAUCCACCACCGCGAACAGCCAUUUCCCUGUCGCACACGGUCACCACUUCGAUAUCGCCACUUUCUACGUUCAACGAGCGCCGCACGAGUAAUUCUUCAAGUGCAGUGCAAGUUUUUGGUUCCCAGCCAUUCCGGCCACAAGUGCGGCCUUCAGUUCGUCCAUCUGUUCGACCCUCUAUGUCAGUACGUCCCGCAGUUGAACCUCAGAGUGGCUUCAACAAUAAUCAAAUAUGGACCAGCGAACAAAGCAGCACACAGCGGCCACCAGUGAAUCCUGGACAGGGCAGGGUCAGCCCGCAGACCAUUACACAGAGUGCACCCAGAACUCCUCCGCAAACUUCAUCCUCCAGCAACAUUGUUUGCGGACGUGAGAGGACCGUGACCACGCCUUUGAUCUUCCAGGGCCAGCGGCUGGAACGCGGACAGCUGCCCUGGCUGGUGGGACUGUUCGAGCGGCGUGAGAGCAACGGCCCCAUCUUCUUCUGUGGUGGCACGCUCAUAUCCGCCUCCACGGUGCUCUCGGCGGCGCACUGUUUCCGAUUUCCUGGCCGCGAUCUGCCAGCCAGUCGCACGGCCAUCUCACUGGGACGCAGUAGCCUGGACAUCCUCACGGAUGGAGAGUUCCGAGGUGUCUCCGAGCUGCUCAUCCACGAGAACUACCAGUUCAAGCAGUACACGGAGGCGGAUCUGGCACUGGCCAGGCUGGAUGAGCCCGUCACGUUCAGCGACUACAUCGUGCCCAUUUGUCUGUGGAGCACGAGGAACCGCAUGGAUCUGCCACAGGGAGUCCGCUCGUAUGUGGCCGGCUGGGGAGCCGAUGGAGAGGGCAACGCCAACACGGACGUGGCCAAGGUGACUGAUCUCAGCAUUAUUUCCGACUCGAACUGCACCCUGGAGCUGCCCCAUGUGCUUGUCCAGCCGAGUACCCUGUGCGCCAAGAAGGUGGGCGCCGGCCCCUGUGGCAGUGAUGGCGGCGGCCCUCUGAUGCUGCGCGAAGGCGAUGUCUGGCUGCUGCGCGGCGUCAUCUCUGGCGGCAGGAUCAAUGCCAAGGAGAACACCUGCGACCUGUCCAAGCCCUCCGUCUUCACGGACGUGGCCAAGCACAUUGACUGGGUGCGCCGGAACAUGUGGACCUGAACGUCAAAUAACUGAAAUUCAAGCCGUUAAUUAUUACUCUUUUCUGCCAUUUGUGAAUGCAGUGACAACAGACAAAUUGUUGGAAGAUCCAAGCCUAA
Messenger RNA from Drosophila guanche, 1656 nucleotides. RefSeq names its product brain-specific serine protease 4-like. The record is from RefSeq and is a predicted model, not a curated record. Gene Ontology annotation, molecular function: serine-type endopeptidase activity. Gene Ontology annotation, biological process: proteolysis. Lineage: Eukaryota; Metazoa; Arthropoda; Insecta; Diptera; Drosophilidae. Bases 47 to 1558 code for a protein of 503 amino acids. The transcript has 3 exons.